This is a messenger RNA of Eremomyces bilateralis CBS 781.70, 816 nucleotides long. RefSeq lists its product as uncharacterized. The record is from RefSeq and is a predicted model, not a curated record. The transcript is spliced from 4 exons. Lineage: Eukaryota; Fungi; Ascomycota; Dothideomycetes; Eremomycetales; Eremomycetaceae. Gene Ontology annotation, molecular function: oxidoreductase activity. The coding region runs from base 1 to 816 and encodes 271 amino acids.
AUGCAGAUGCAAUGCAAUGGGGGCACAAGGCCACAAGGCACCAAUCACGUCUCAACCGAAGUCCUCUACUACAAAGACCCUGGCGAUGGAAGCCCACCGCCUCCUGCCUACGUUGGCCAGCCAAACACCUUCAUCCGUCCUCCCCACCCCCAGGACGUCCUUAUCACCGACGUCUCCGACGACGAGGACAAAUACACCCUCGACAGCCACGGCUUUGCUUUUGUGAAGAACCAUCCCAGCGCCGAGAAGGACUUCGUCGACGACGCCCAGAUCAAAGCCGUCUACUACCCCGAGACCGAGCAACUCCUGAAGGGACUCGUGGCUGACCGUCCGUCCCCCAGCACCGGCGCCACUCGCGUUUCUCGCGUUUUUAUUUUUGACCACACCAUCCGCCGCGCCGUUGCCGACGACCGCGCCGCACCCAGCCAACCGCGCGGUCCGGGCUUCCCCGUGCACAUUGACCAGUCCUAUACCGCUUUGGAGAACCGUGUGUGGCGGCCAAUUAAGACCAUCCUGAGGGAUCUACUGGGGCUGGCCGAUGCGCAUUCCGUGCCUAAGUCCGAUUUGGUUCCGUCUAAGCUGAUUUAUCCUGAUCGCAAGGGCAAGACGUAUUCGGUGCGGCCCAAUCCUGCCCAUCGCUGGUACUUUAAGUAUGCCCAACGGCCAGAUGAGCCGUUGUUUAUCAAGUGUUACGAUUCGUUGAAUGAUGGCCGCGCGAGACGGGUUCCCCAUUCCGCUUUUGUGAAUCCCGCUCAUGUGAAUGAGCCUCCCCGGGAGAGUAUCGAGGUGCGAGCGUUGGUGUUUUAUGAUUAUUGA